CUUAAGACUACACAGCAAAAUGCAAUCUUCCUCUGUCCCUCUGCUCUACCUCCACCUACUAAUACUGCCAUUCCUCCUCUUGCAACAAGCACAUGCAGAUGCAGGCAUGGUGCCUCAUGGGGGCAUAUCACUAAGGUCCCAACAGAUGGCCCUCCUGCACUGGAAAUCUACACUUGAUAUCUCCCCGGUGCAGAUGAGCUCUUGGCAGCACCAGACCAGCCCGUGCAAUUGGACGGGAAUCAUGUGCACGGCCGUGCACCAUGGCCGCCGCAGGCCUUGGGUGGUGACCAGCAUCUCCCUGUCAGGUGCCGGCAUCCAUGGCAAGCUUGGUGAGCUCGACUUCUCAGCUCUCCCAUUCCUCACAUCAGUUGACCUCAGCAACAACACUCUCCAUGGCGUAAUACCUACCGAAAUGGGCUCUCUGUCAGCGCUCUCCUAUCUUGACCUCACCCUCAACCAUCUCGUCGGGCACAUCCCAUCUGAGUUUGGUGGCCUGCGGAGUCUCACCCAGCUUGGGCUCUCCUUCAACAAUCUCACGGGCCAAAUCCCUGCUUCCUUGGGCAACCUAACAAUGUUGACUAACCUUGUCAUUCAUCAAACCUUGGUCUCUGGUCCCAUUCCAAAGGAGAUAGGAAUGCUUGUCAACCUACAGGCCUUAGAACUAAGCAACAGCAGCCUAAGUGGUGACAUACCCACAGCUCUUGCUAACCUGAGCCAGCUAAAUUUUUUGUAUCUAUUUGGUAACAAACUAUCAGGGCCUAUACCAGUAGAACUAGGCAAGCUCACAAAUUUGCAACAUCUUGAUCUAAACAAUAACAAUCUUAGUGGCUCAAUCCCUAUCUCUUUAACCAAUCUCACCAAUAUGAGCGGCCUUACUCUCUACAACAAUAAGAUCUCUGGUCCCAUUCCACACGAAAUAGGCAACCUUGUUAUGUUAAAAAGAAUUCAUCUCCACAUGAAUCAGAUAGCAGGCCCUUUACCCCCAGAACUAGGAAAUCUGACUCUUCUAGAAACACUUUCCCUGCGCCAAAAUCAAAUCACAGGCCCAGUACCACUAGAACUUUCCAAACUACCAAAUCUCCGAACUUUGCACCUAGCCAAAAAUCAGAUGACAGGCUCUAUCCCAGCAAGGCUAGGAAAUCUUACCAACCUGGCAAUAUUAUCCCUCUCUGAAAAUUCAAUAGCCGGUCACAUUCCCCAAGAUAUUGGUAAUCUGAUGAACCUCCAAGUUUUAGAUUUGUAUCGGAACCAAAUUUCUGGACCAAUACCAAAAACUUUUGGGAAUAUGAAAAGCAUCCAAAGUCUUUAUCUGUAUUUUAACCAAUUAUCAGGGUCUCUUCCUCAAGAGUUCGAAAAUCUCACAAACAUUGCUUUACUUGGGUUAUGGAGUAACAUGCUUUCGGGACCUUUGCCCACUAAUAUAUGUAUGAGUGGUAUGCUUGAAUUUAUCUUUGUCGGUGAUAAUAUGUUUGAUGGCCCUAUUCCUUGGAGCUUGAAGACAUGUAAAAGCUUGUCUCAACUUGACUUUGGUGAUAACCAACUAACAGGAGAUAUAGCUCUGCAUUUUGGAGUGUAUCCCCAACUCACAGUGAUGAGUUUGGCAUCUAACAGGCUCUCUGGGAAGAUCUCAUCAGAUUGGGGUGCCUGCCCUCAGCUAGAGGUGCUAGAUCUGGCAGAAAAUAAGUUAGUUGGUUCCAUACCUCCAGCCCUCACUAAUCUGUCCAACCUGCGAGAGCUAACACUCCGUUCAAAUAAUCUCAGUGGUGAUAUUCCACCAGAAAUUGGCAAUUUAAAAGGCCUGUACAGCUUGGAUUUAUCACUGAAUCAGUUAUCAGGAUCCAUUCCUGCACAGCUGGGAAAGCUGGACAGUUUAGAAUACCUUGAUAUAUCUGGGAACAAUUUGAGUGGACCAAUUCCAGAGGAACUGGGUAACUGCAACAGCCUACGGUCCUUGAAUAUCAAUAGCAAUAACUUUAGUGGGAAUUUGACUGGUUCAGUUGGAAAUAUAGCAAGCCUGCAGAUCCUGUUAGAUGUUAGCAAUAACAAACUCUAUGGUGUCUUACCACAACAACUUGGAAAGUUGCACAUGCUAGAAUCUCUCAAUUUAUCCCACAAUCAGUUUACUGGAAGCAUACCACCCUCCUUCACAAGCAUGGUGAGUCUACUAAUGCUUGAUGUGUCCUACAAUUAUUUGGAAGGACCACUCCCAGAAGGACUUGUACAUCAAAAUUCUUCAGUAAACUGGUUUCUUCACAAUAGAGGUCUUUGUGGUAACCUCACUGGACUGCCACUCUGUUAUUCAGCUGUAGCAACCAGUCACAAAAAACUGAAUCUGAUUGUUAUACUUUUGCCAACUAUUGUUAUUGUGGGUUUCGGCAUUCUUGCUACAUUUGCAACAGUAACAAUGCUUAUCCACAACAAGGGGAAACGGCAAGAAAGUGAUACUGCUGAUGGAAGAGACAUGUUUUCUGUUUGGAACUUUGAUGGAAGACUAGCGUUUGAUGACAUCGUAAGGGCAACCGAUAAUUUUGAUGAUCGGUACAUUAUUGGAACAGGAGGAUACGGCAGAGUAUAUAAAGCACAACUCCAAGACGGGCAGGUAGUUGCUGUGAAGAAGCUCCAUCCAACUGAAAUAGUGUUGGACGACGAACAAAGAUUUUUUAGGGAAAUGGAAAUUUUAACACAGACCAGACAACGAAGCAUAGUCAAACUGUAUGGGUUCUGCUCUCAUUCAGCCUACAAGUUUCUUGUCUACGACUACAUUCAGCAGGGAAGCCUCCACAUGAUCUUUGGAAACGAAGAACUAGCAAAGGAAUUUGAUUGGCAGAAGAGAGCUACUCUUGUGAAUGAUGUGGCUCAAGCAAUUUCUUAUUUGCACCAUGAGUGUGAUCCACCGAUAAUUCAUCGAGAUAUUACAAGCAACAACAUCUUACUUGAUACAACCUUCAAGGCUUAUGUCUCCGAUUUUGGCACAGCAAGGAUUUUGAAGCCUGAUUCAUCAAACUGGACUGCGCUAGCAGGGACAUAUGGCUAUAUUGCCCCUGAGUUGUCCUACACAUGUGCUGUGACAGAGAAAUGUGAUGUGUACAGCUUUGGUGUGCUUGUGCUGGAGGUCAUGAUGGGGAAACAUCCAAGAGAUUUGCUGCAACAUCUUCCAUCUUCAAGCGGACAAUAUACACUGGUCAAUGAAAUCCUGGACCAGCGGCCUUUAGCACCAACAAUAACAGAAGACCAAACCAUAGUUUUCCUCAUCAAGAUUGCCUUUUCUUGCUUGAGAGUUUCCCCUCAUGUGAGGCCAACAAUGAAAGAGGUCUACCAUACACUCACUCAUUUUCAGACUUCCAGCUCAACUUCAACACAAAUAGAUUUACUUACAUUAGAUGAACUAUGGGGCGCUGGAAAUAUAGUAUAGUAAUGUCCCUAGAGUGUUGUAACAUAUACAUUUUCAGUACAUUUUAAACCAUGUAGCAUGUACAACUGCAUCUCUAACAUAAUGUCAUACAAAAACUACAUACUUAUUACUACACUAUUAUC
Messenger RNA from Sorghum bicolor (sorghum), 3534 nucleotides. RefSeq names its product probable leucine-rich repeat receptor-like protein kinase At1g35710. Gene Ontology annotation, cellular component: plasma membrane. The transcript is spliced from 2 exons. Gene Ontology annotation, biological process: protein phosphorylation; hormone-mediated signaling pathway. Lineage: Eukaryota; Viridiplantae; Streptophyta; Magnoliopsida; Poales; Poaceae. The record is from RefSeq and is a predicted model, not a curated record. The coding region runs from base 20 to 3412 and encodes 1130 amino acids. Gene Ontology annotation, molecular function: protein binding; protein kinase activity; ATP binding.